This is a messenger RNA of Tremella mesenterica DSM 1558, 924 nucleotides long. RefSeq lists its product as uncharacterized. Bases 1 to 924 code for a protein of 307 amino acids. The transcript has 5 exons. Lineage: Eukaryota; Fungi; Basidiomycota; Tremellomycetes; Tremellales; Tremellaceae. The record is from RefSeq and is a predicted model, not a curated record. Gene Ontology annotation, molecular function: oxidoreductase activity.
AUGCCUCGCACUAUCACUUUGUCAGACGGCAAAAAGAUCCCUGCUAUCGGAUGGGGUAACGGCACAGGCGGGUUAGGCAAAUCAGGUCAAAAAGCCGUAGAAACCGGAGUGUUGGCUUUGAAAGCGGGCAUCCUGCAUAUCGAUACAGCUCAGUCGUACUACACUGAGAAGGAAACCGCCGAAGCCAUCAAAGCCUCUGGGCUCAAACGAGAAGAUGUAUUUGUCACUACCAAAAUCUCCGUAACUUCCAACACCAAGACUACUCAGGAAGAUAUCAAACGUUCCGUUGGCGAAUCCCUCGGUCUGCUCGGCUUCAUUCCCGAUCUUCUCCUAAUCCACUCUCCGUUCGUCCCGGAGGAUGGAAAGAUUGGAGAGUUUUGGACUCAUCUCGAGAACCUUGUCGAGGAUGGAACUUUGGCAGGAUGUAGCUUGGGAGUUAGUAAUUUCAGACCUCAGGAUAUUGAAGAGGUCAUGAAGGUUGCGAAGAUCAAGCCGGUGGUCAACCAACUCGAAUAUCAUCCCUACGUCAUCACUCACCUUGAACCCCUUCUCGAAGCUCAUGAAAAAUACGGCAUCGUCAUCGAGUCUUACGGAGGUCUUUCCCCCGUCCUUCGUCAUCCCACAGGUGGACCCAUCAAACCUGUAUUAUCGAAGAUCGCCUCCAAGCUGUCCACCGAAUCGGGCACUACCGUUGACGAGACUCAGGUGUCGCUUCUCUGGCAAGUAUGCCGCGGGAUUGUCGCCGUCACUUCUAGUACGAAAGCUGAGAAUUUGGCGAAGAUCGCUGCGACUGAGAGAUUGAGGGAUCUCACGGAAGAGGAGUUGACAGAGAUUGAGGACGUGGGGAAGACUGUCCAUUUCAGGGCGUACAAGGUCCAUAUGACGAAAGACUUUCCCGAGCCGGAUCUUCCCACCGGCGAGUAG